CUUUUCCCCAUGGAGGCCAGAUGUGCAGUGGCUGCAAACAGCAGCCUCCUUGGUAGUGUAUGCAGCCUGUUGCUUGUAUGGGUUGCCCUAAGGGACCUUGGAGACAGCCUUUUCCAGUAGACAUUUCGUGUCAGAUGCCAUGCCCAGUGUAGGCUCCAAACCGGUAUGCGAGGUGCCUUUGUAAAGCCCCAGGGCACAGUGGCUAGGGUCCACAUUGGCCAAGUCAUCAUGUCCAUCUGCACCAAGCUGCAGAACAAGGAGCAUAUGAUUGAAGCCCUAUGCAGGGCCGGGUUCAAGUUCCCCGGCCGCCAGAAGAUCCACAUCUCCAACACGUGGGGCUUUACUAAGUUUAAUGCAGAUGGAUUUGAAGACAUGCUGGCUCACAAGCGGCUCAUCCCAGAUGGCUGUGGAGUUAAAUACAUCACUAAUCGUGGCCCCCUGGACAAAUGGCGAGCCCUGCACUCAUGAGAGCCUCGGCACUGCCCUCUUCUUACUCAUGCCCAUCAAUAAAUCCUACUUACUGUCAA
Messenger RNA from Equus caballus (horse), 527 nucleotides. NCBI's taxonomy places the organism in Eukaryota, Metazoa, Chordata, Mammalia, Perissodactyla, Equidae. The record is from RefSeq and is a predicted model, not a curated record.